AUGCGCCGACUGGGGAGUGCUUUUGACAGUUCGCUAAAGCACCGUAACUUUGAGGAUAGGAUAGGUCGAGGUGCGCUCGAUCUAGAAAUCUCAGGAGCUCUCGCCUCUAGGUGGUGCACGACGUUGAGAGGGACAAGAAGCUUGGGAGUCAGGACGGAGGCGAGAACUAGUAGCAAGAGGAACCGUCGGCGAUGGCGUCGCCGGUAA
This is a messenger RNA of Linum trigynum, 207 nucleotides long. Lineage: Eukaryota; Viridiplantae; Streptophyta; Magnoliopsida; Malpighiales; Linaceae. The record is from the annotation of a GenBank genome assembly.